Phalacrocorax carbo (great cormorant) is the source of this 2666-nucleotide messenger RNA. Lineage: Eukaryota; Metazoa; Chordata; Aves; Suliformes; Phalacrocoracidae. The record is from RefSeq and is a predicted model, not a curated record.
GCGUGGGGCCGGGAGGCGGGAUGCGGGGGGCGGCGGGGGUUGGGCUUCCUGGGUCAGCGCCGCCGCCGCCGCCUCCAUUGUCCGCGGGGCCGCGGCGGGAGCGGCGGGAGCGGGGCCGCCCCCAGACCCGGGCGGGCGGCGGCAUCACACCCCUCCCCCCCCGCCCCACUGCAGGUACCGGGGGUCUCACCCCCGCCCCCCCCCCCCCCCCCCCCACGGGGAGUACCGGGGUCCCGCCCCCUCCCGGUGGUAUUGGGGGGGUUCCUUCCCCCGCCCCCCCCCCACCUCCGUGGGUACCCCUCCCCAGCACAGGUGUACGGGGGGGGGGUGUGUCUCGCCCUCCCGGGGGCUCCGCAGAAUGUGGUGCUUGGGGUGACGCCCCCCCCACCGCCCACCCCAGCCCCGGCCAUGUCCCCCCGCAAGGCCAAGCGGGCCGGGGGGCCGCCCCCCGAGGGGGAGGCAGCAGUGGGGGCGGCGGCGGCCCCCCGGGUCUCCCCGGGCAUCCGCAAGCGCAAGGACUUCGUGGCGCAGCCGGGGGGGCGGGCGGAGGAGAGCCCCAACAUCUGCGUGGAGUGCGGGCAGAGCUUCGCCCAGAGCUCCGGCCUCGCCAGCCACCGCCGCAGCCACGCGGCCGCGCGGCCCCACCGCUGCCCCGACUGCGGCAAGAGCUUCGGCGUCAGCUCCAGCCUCAGCCGCCACCGCCGCAUCCACACCGGCGAGAAGCCCUUCGCCUGCCCCGACUGCGGCAAGACCUUCAGCGACAAGUCCAACCUCACCCAGCACCGCCGCGUCCACACCGGCGAGAAGCCCUACCGCUGCGGCGACUGCGGCAAGAGCUUCAGCCGCAGCUCCCACCGCAAGAAGCACCUGCGGCACCUCCCGGCCGGCAAGCGCCCGCCGCCGCGCUGCGGGGCCCAGCCGCGGGACGGGGCGGCCGGCGGCGGCGGCGGGCCGGCCAAGGCGCGGCGGAAGGCGUCGGCGCUCAACACCUGCGGCGAGUGCUGGCAGAGCUUCGGCCAGAACGCCGACCUGGUGAAGCACAUGCGCAUCCACACCGGGGAGAAGCCCUUCCAGUGCGGCCACUGCGGGAAGCGCUUCAGCGUCAGCUCCAACCUCUUCCGCCACCGCCGCAUCCACACCGGGGAGAAGCCCUACGCCUGCCCCGACUGCGGGAAGAGCUUCACCGACAAGUCCACCCUCACCCAGCACCGCCGCACCCACACCGGGGAGAAGCCCUACGUCUGCGGCGUCUGCGGGAAGGGCUUCAGCCACAGCUCCCACCACAAGCGCCACGAGAAGAUCCACCGGGGCGAGCGGCCAAAUUUGUGCGCCGAGUGCGGGAAGAGCUUCCUGCAUGGCUCGGACCUGGUGAACCACCAGCGCAUCCACACCGGUGCCAAGCCCUUUGUCUGCGGCGACUGCGGCAAGAGCUUCCGGCAGAGCUCGACGCUCAUCACCCACCGGCGCAUCCACACCGGCGAGGCACCCUACGCCUGCGGCCACUGCGGCAAGAGCUUCCGUGUCAGCUCCAACUUCGUCCGCCACCGCCGCAUCCACACCGGCGAGAAGCCCUACGCCUGCCCCGACUGCGGCAAGAGCUUCACCGACAAGUCCACCCUCACCCAGCACCGCCGCGUCCACACCGGGGAGAAGCCCUACGUCUGCGGCGACUGCGGGAAGGGCUUCAGCCGCAGCUCCCACCGCAAGCGGCACCUCCGCGCCCCCCCUGCCAAGGGCCGCGGCCGAUGCGCCCGCCGCAGCCCCGAGCCGUCCCCCGCCGAGGGCAAGGGCGGGAGGAAGCCGCUGGCCGCUGAGGUCCCCGACACCUGCGGCGAGCGCUGGCAGAGCUUCGGGCAGAGCUCGGACCCGGUGAAGCACAUGCGCACCCACACCGGGGAGAAGCCCUUCGCCUGCGGCGUCUGCGGGAAGGGCUUCAGCCGCAGCUCCCACCGCAAGCGCCACGAGCGGACCCACGCUGGGGAGGCCCCCGACACCCGCCUGCCCUGCCCGGCCCAGGGCUUCUAACCCCCACCGCGGGCCGGGCUGAGGCAAGCCCUCCUGGAAGCUGCCCCGGCCCUUCGGCGGGGUGCACGGCCGUCACCGGGACAGCUAAUUUACCAGGUCCCGGGGUUGAAGCGUGACUGUUGGUGCCGCUACGGCCGUCCGUCUGCCCGCCCUGGGCUUGGGCAGCUGCCGCGGAGCCAGCUGUGCUGCCGCGCGAGCCCGGGGCUGGGGGGGGGGGGCACACAAAUAUACAGACCCCCAGCUCUGUCGGGACAGAUGUGCACUGGGGGGGGGGGGGGUACUCGCCCUGAGCGGGCCCUGAGGUGCCCCCCUCCUGCAGAUUUAACUGAAAUACCCUAUUGUCUACCCAGUUUUCUUCAGGGCUGGGAGGGGCUCCCACUCUCCGUCUCCUCCAGCGCUGCAUGGAGCCUGUGGUGGGGAGCAGCAGUGAAGGCACGCCGUAAAUUAGUGAUAAUGAUGAUAAUUAUGGUGAUGAGUCAUCACGUUCGGUGCCACCACCGAAGCAAAUCCUGGACCGAACUUGGUUUGAAUUUGGGCUGGUUUUCCCACCGCUUUGGGUUUCCCGGGGUUUAAAAAAAAAAAAUAAAAAAGCCACUUCCCAAUUAUAAAAAAAAAAAAAAGAACCAACCCAAAAGUAAUAA